AUGGACAGCUUCGUGCUGCGUGUUCAAAAUAUAGCCAUCGGCGGCAAGUACCAUUUGGAGCGAAAAUUAGGGUCUGGAUCCUUUGGCAAUGUCUAUUUGGGGCGCGACGCUGAAACCGGCAACGAAGUCGCCAUGAAACUCGAACAUCACAGUGUGGCACCGUCUCUACUUGAAGAAGAAGCGCGAAUCUAUCAAUCUCUAGCGCGGAAGGCCGGCUUUCCUCGGGUGUACUGGCACGGACAGCAAGAUGACUUCAUGGUUUUGGUCUUCGAAUUGCUGGGCCCGAAUUUGGAAGACUUAUUCCGAUAUUGUGGCGACCAGUUCUCGUUGAAGACGACACUGAUGCUUGCCGACCAACUGCUUCACCGCUUCGAGAGUCUCCAUUCCCACAAUUACCUUCACCAGGAUGUCAAGCCUGAAAACUUUCUUCAAGGUAUGGGUGAAGCGGGGAACAUCAUCUACAUGACUGAUUUAGGUCUUGCUAUCUACCGCCAUCCGGACCGGUGGAUCUCGAACAGCCCCUCUUCCCGUGAUGCAACAUGCAGAUAUGCAAGCAUCAACGGGCAUUUAGGUAUUGCUCAAUCCCGGCGCGACGACCUGGAGGCACUCGGCUACAUGCUGGUGUAUUUUAUACGUGGGAGAUUUCCUUGGCAAGGCUUCAAAGCAAAGCGGGAUGCCAAACACCUGCUGGUUUUGGAGAAAAAGCAGGCGACUAGUGCGAGCGAACUCUGCGCAGGCCUACCAACCGAAUUCGAGGAGUACAUGGAUUAUGUGCCCAACUUGCGCUACGAAGAUCGGCCGGACUAUCGGCACCUGCGGAAGAUGUUCAACAAGCUAUUUCGCCGACAAGGGUUCGAAUACGGCAACGUCUUUGACUGGACGAUUCCAGAAUUUCUGAGGCUGGAGCCUAACACCCAAGAACCGCUCGCGUCGAACGGAUGUACACGAGCGGCUAGGAGCAGACACCACGAAGCCAUCAGAUGA
Exophiala oligosperma is the source of this 984-nucleotide messenger RNA. RefSeq lists its product as uncharacterized. The record is from RefSeq and is a predicted model, not a curated record. Lineage: Eukaryota; Fungi; Ascomycota; Eurotiomycetes; Chaetothyriales; Herpotrichiellaceae. The coding region runs from base 1 to 984 and encodes 327 amino acids. Gene Ontology annotation, cellular component: nucleus; cytoplasm. The transcript has 4 exons. Gene Ontology annotation, biological process: peptidyl-serine phosphorylation; signal transduction. Gene Ontology annotation, molecular function: ATP binding; protein serine/threonine kinase activity.